Molecule: messenger RNA, 2873 nt
Organism: Pocillopora verrucosa
Lineage: Eukaryota; Metazoa; Cnidaria; Anthozoa; Scleractinia; Pocilloporidae
Source: RefSeq, a predicted model, not a curated record
AUAGUCUGGACAUGAAUGGACAUGACUCUAUUUCGACUUCCGGUGUUGGUGUUGGCGUUGCCGUUCUGCCUCACAAGUUCAGGACAUUACGUUGCGUGCCCAGACGAAUUUGCUUGUCUGACGACACUCAAGAACUAGACCGUGGUUCGAUGUAGUUCGAAGGAAAAAUUCUAAAGUUUGGGUUGCGGUCAUGAGGUAAGGAGGGUCCGGUCUCUGAUCCUGCCUCAGGUUUUCCAGAUUUACAAAUGGCUACUGCUCUGGACCCAGAUGAGGUGCUUCGUUCUUCGAAAGGGAGAGACAAUGUUCGACGUCUGGCUCGCCUUUUUAAAAGUAAAGGUACUGUGCUAUUGAGGCAGGCUUUUGACAUCAAAUGUCCACCAAGUAAUCUUCCCACAAUACUUCAGAAUCCAGACACGAAGAAGCUCCUUGAGGCAGCAAAGCUCACCAAACCACAGUGGUACUGCCUAUACCCUUCCCCAGGGAUGUACGGAAAGUCAACAGACUUUGAUAUAACCCUUCUUUUCUGGUUGCUCAGGACAAUAUGCGGCCUCACCCCACCUGCCACGGGCUGGGAUGGUUUGCCUGCAAGUACAGACCACAGCUUUGAAGCCGAUUUAGCAAGAAUUAAAUACUACCGCAAUUUGGUUUGUUGUCGUGUGAAUGAAAACAUGGAAAUCUCAGAUGACGAGUUUUCAGUUUUUUGGAGAGAAAUUAUUGAGGCUUUGGAUAGAAUUGCAGGUCAAUUCAGCUUUGCAAAGGAAACAGAAUGGAACAAAGACUCUCUGAGAGAAGCUCAAGAUAUUAAAGAUGUGCAGUACUUUAGUCUAGGGCUUCGAGAUGAAGCCCAAGACAUCCAAGAUCAAUUUAACCUGGGUAGCCAACUCAAUUCCUCAGCUGGAGUUAAACUUCGAAUGCAGAUUGAUUGUGAGACCAUCCCCAGUGAGACAACUAUUCAGAUGGAGGAAUACAUGGCUGCACGAAAGUUUUUUGGGCAGGCUUCAGAAUUGCAAACAGGAGUUGUACCUGCUUUAGAUGAAGAUUUAGCAAAAAGGCUUCUCUCACCUGUGGCUGCCAGAAAUAUCACAAACAACAUUGUUGCUAUGGCUAUAGAUUUUGAAGCCAAGCACAGAGAAUGUGUCCGUGUUUUAACAUACACAUAUGAUGGUCAUGUGAAGGUUAAGUUUUAUGUGCUUUCUGGAAAGACUGGUAUACCUGAAACAUUAAAAGCUGCUGCUCAAGAUUAUUUUAAGGAGAUGAAUGUGAAACUCGAAUGGUUAGAUCUUUCCAAGGAUGUAGAUGAAAUUCUCAAGAUUAGACAUCUUGAGUAUCCAUCUGGUAUGCAGCAGGUGUUGAAUGACUCUCAGGUGAAUGAAAUUAACAAAAUUAUUUCUGAAAAUCUCCAUGUUCUUGUCAGGCAUAGUAACAUCACUGCUGUGCAACCCUCACUUAAAAUCACAGAUUCUAAGCAGACGGAAACCCCUUGUAUCACAUUGUAUGUUCUAUGUAAAGGUGUCAUCCCAGAUGGUGAAUGUACCUUCCCACUCACUCUUGGUUUUUACCCUGUGGAUGUUGUGGACGGAAUGUGGUUCAGAACUGAUGAUCCUUGGAUGCCAAAUGAAGCACAGGAACAAAGUGAGGUACUCUGUUUGGGAGCAAGUAUUGGUGUACAAGGAGAGGAUGCAGCUGGGACCUUAGGCGCAAUUGUGAAAGAUGACGAAAUCUUCUAUGUGCUGUCCUGCGAUCAUGUUAUGAGACAUAGUAAAGAGCUAAAGAUAAUUCAUCCUGCACAGAAAGAUCAUUUGAAUUAUCUAAAUUAUCAUUUACAACAGUAUGGAUUGCGGAUUAAGCACAUCAUCGACAAAGAAAGUUGCCACAUGCUGGCAAACCAGUUAUCAUUUGGCUAUAUUGCAGGGUUUGAAGAAUUGUUAAAUAAAUUUCAAGACCUAAAACGGAUCAAAGAAACCCACCAACGCCAUACAAGAGUGACAGAGAGGAAAUUAAAGGCUGUAGAGCUGCAUGAAAAAGCUUUUGAGAAAGGUUUGACACCACCCAGAGUCAUAGCAAGAUACUCUGUUGGCAUCUCUUGUAAUAUGACUUGGAAUGAUGGUCAACAAUACUACAUUGAUGCUGCCUUGGCAGAGUUGACUCCAAAAGAAGUUGAUAGUUUGAGAGAGAGUCAAACAGCUGAAAUGAUUGGAACAGCAGAUUGCCCAAGUGGGGAAUGUAGUUCAAGACUAAAAGCCAGUGGAGAACUGUGCAAGAGUGGCCGAACCACAGGAUUCACAAAGUCUGGUCGGCAUGUGCAACCAUCCAUUUUUCUCCGUGCUCCCUUAUAUGAAGUAAAUUCCCAAAAUGAGAGUUUAGUCAGUGUGUUGAAACGUGUCAGACUCUGUCAAAGUUGUAAGGAAAGAUCUGGAGUAAGAGAGCAAUUAGAGUCUACUACCGCUGCUUGUGACUCUUGUAAAAAAGACACAGACACUCUAUGUGACAGUCUUUGGUUAAAGAACUGCUUAUGCAUAGACCAUCCAUUUGAUUUUAGUUCUGAAAAAGUUUUUGCUUCUGAAGGAGAUUCUGGAGCAGUACUCUUUGAAAGAAAUGAAGAUAGAAAUCUUGAAGCUUUUGGCAUUAUCUUUGGCGAGCAUCGAAAUUCAUAUAAACUUUGUGCUUUAGCCACUCCAAUGCAAAUUGCUCUUGAAAGCUUAUCCAGAAAGAUCUCCGAGGACACCAACCUGAGACUGCUUUCAAACUAUGUGAGUGAAAAUUAAACUAUAACUGAUGUAUUUAUGCUUAAUGUUGAUCAAGGUUUGCACUUAUAAAUUUUUUUUUCAGUGGGGGAGGGGAGGUUACACCUUUCAAAAACUAGUGACAAAUGC